This is a messenger RNA of Bacidia gigantensis, 639 nucleotides long. RefSeq lists its product as uncharacterized. Gene Ontology annotation, cellular component: nucleus. Gene Ontology annotation, molecular function: DNA-binding transcription factor activity, RNA polymerase II-specific; RNA polymerase II cis-regulatory region sequence-specific DNA binding. The record is from RefSeq and is a predicted model, not a curated record. The transcript has a single exon. Bases 1 to 639 code for a protein of 212 amino acids. Gene Ontology annotation, biological process: mitotic cell cycle; positive regulation of transcription by RNA polymerase II. Lineage: Eukaryota; Fungi; Ascomycota; Lecanoromycetes; Lecanorales; Ramalinaceae.
AUGGCUCCUGUGGUGCACAAACGUGGGCCAUGGGGUCCACAGGAGGAUCAAACACUAUUGGGCUGUGUCGCAUGCGGAGGUCCCCAGAAUUGGGUCCGAAUAUCAGCGAUCGUGGGCACUAGAACACCAAAACAGUGUCGCGAACGAUAUCAUCAAAAUCUCAAGCCAGCGCUCAAUCAUGCUCCAAUCACCGCGGAGGAGGGUGCGCUCAUUGAGAAACUAGUUGGCCAAAUAGGGAAGCGAUGGGCGGAGAUAGCCAGACGACUACCAGGACGUAGUGAUAAUGCCGUCAAGAACUGGUACAAUGGGGGUGUCAACCGACGAAAGCGUAUGGUCGUUCGACGUGAAACCGCUGGAAGAUCAGCAGCACAUGAUUCAGCCCAUCGCCGUCAGCAACUCUCCCUGCACCGUACUCCGCCUGAGUCACUGCAAAGCCAUCAGCAACUGAGUACGUUCUCAGGCCAGUCACCCGAAGGAGCGCAGAUGAUAUCACCGACCCGGUCUGACAUCUCCAUGGCAGACUCUGUUGGAGAAGCGCCUUCGCUCGUGUCCGACAAUGGUUCUCAGCGUACAGUGACUUCCCCCCCGAGCAUCCCUACUCGCAGCGCUACCCGCACGCUCCGACACACUAUCCACUGA